Yamadazyma jaroonii is the source of this 4431-nucleotide messenger RNA. The record is from the annotation of a GenBank genome assembly. NCBI's taxonomy places the organism in Eukaryota, Fungi, Ascomycota, Pichiomycetes, Serinales, Debaryomycetaceae.
AUGCAACGUGAAGAAGACCUCAACAAUUCAACUUCUAACGUCCCACUGGCUGAGAUUUUACCGAAAGAAGAGAGUGAAAUCAAAGAUGAUGAAUCUCAACAUUCUUCUGAAGGUGAAGGUGAUGACGCUAUGCAAGACUCAUCUGAAGAAGAUGAUGAAGAUGACGAUGAAGAAGCCAUUCAAAAAGUCCGUGAAGGAUUUAUUGUGGAUGACGAUGAAGAAGAUGAAGGAAUUUCCCAUAAGAAAAAGAGAAAACAUAAAAGAAAAGCCAAAACUACCAUUGAUGAUGCUUUAGAUGAAGAUGAUUUAGAAUUAUUAAUGGAAAAUUCUGGUCAUAGACCAACAUCAUCAGAAUCUGGACAAUUCAAACGUCUUAAAAGAGCUCAAGAAUCAGAAGAAUCAGAUGUUCCUACAAGUAAAAAAGGUAGAUUAGACGAUUUCUUUUCUGAUGAUGAUGAUAAUGAACAAGAAGGAGAAAAUGAUGAAGAUAAUCAACAACAAAAUGAAAGAAGAAUUCCUGAUGAUAGAAAUAUCUUGGAUGAAUUUGAAGAUUUCAUUGAAGAUGAUGAAUUCUCUGAUGAAGAUGAAGCUAAAAGAGAAAAAGCUAAAAGAGAACGUCAAAGAAUAAGUAAAGGUCCAAGAUUAGAUACUUCUAAAUUAUCAUCUGUAGAUAGAGAAAGUUUACAACAAUUAUUUGAAGUUUUCGGUAAUGGAGCAGAAUAUGAAUGGGCAUUAGAUGCUCAAGAAAUUGAAGAUGAAGGAAAUGCCGAAAAUCUUGAACCAACAGCUUUAGAAGAAGUUUUCGAACAUGCUGAAUUAAAAGAACGUAUGUUAACAGAAGAAGAUAAUUUAAUCAGAAUCAUUGAUGUUCCAGAAAGAUAUCAAAAAUAUCGUAAUAAUUUAAAUUAUAUUGAUCUUAAUGAUUCAGAAUUAGAAAAUGAAAAAUCUUGGAUUGGUGAUUUAUUAUAUUUGGAAAAAUCAUCUAAAAUCAGACCAGAUUUAAUUCCUCAAUUUAAAGAAGCUGUUGGUAAAGCAGUUGAGUUCAUAUCCAAAGAGAACUAUGAAGUUCCAUUUAUAUGGACUCAUCGUCGUGAUUUCCUUUUAUAUGCGGAACAAAUUGAAGAUGCUAAUGGUACAAAUGAAAUUGUUCAUAGAUUAUUAGAUGAAGAUGAUUUAUGGAGAAUCAUUAAAUUAGAUAUUGAAUAUCAUUCAUUAUAUGAAAAGAGAUUAAAUGUUGAAAAAUUAGUUGAAGAAUUAAAUGUUGAUGAUGAUUUAUUAAAAGAUUUCUCAUCAUUAGAUUCAAUGGUUGCUAUUCAAGAUUUACAAGAUUAUAUUCAAUUUACUUAUUCUAAAGAAAUUAGAGAUUUAGCCACUAAGAAACAUCAACAACAACAAGAACCAAUUCAAAAUAAUGAAGAAGAUGAUGAUGAAAAUGAUGAAAAUAAUGACCUCAAACCUUCCGCUAAUGAUUUAGCCAAAUUAGUUAAGAAAAAUUCCAAAUUUUCUAUUUAUGAAAGAAUUAAAGAAAAUGUUCUUUUUGAUGCUGUUGAAGCUUAUGGUAUCACUGCUAAACAAUUUGGUGAAAAUGUUCAAGAUCAAAGUUCUAAAAAUUUCCAAGCAUCAUUCAGAAUUCAUGCCACUGAUGAUCCAUUUGAAAGUCCUAAUGAAAUCAUUGAGAAAUUAAUUGAUGAUGAAGAAGUUCUUUUCAAAGAUUACAAAAAUGCUCAAGGUGCUGUUAGAAAGUUCUAUUCAGAAUCAAUAUUCCAUAAUCCAAAGAUCAGACAAGAAGUUAGAAAUACUUUUAAGAAUUUUGCUUCAGUAAGUGUAGCUAUAACCGAAAAGGGAAGAUCAGUUAUUGAUAAUCAUAGUGCUUAUGCUGAUAUCAAAUAUGCUAUAAAUAGAUCACCUGCAGAUUUGGUAAGAAAUCCUGAUACUUUAUUAAGAAUGUUAGAAGCCGAAGCUCAAGGAUUAUUAGUUAUUAAAAUAUCAACUAAAGAUUAUGAAAAAUGGUUCCAAAGUAUUUUUGCAUGUCUUAAAUCUGAUGGAUUAUCAGAUAUUUCCGAAAAAUGGAAUAAAGAAAGGGAAUUUGUGUUAAGAAUGUCUUUCGCCAAGUUAACUACAAUGAUUGGUUUAAAUACUAAAGAAGAUUUAAGAUCAGAAUGUCAAAGAUUAUUAGCUAAUGAUUUAAGAAAGAAAUUUUUGAAUAAAAUCGAUCAAGCACCAUUUACUCCAUUUGGUUAUGAUAAAGGUACCAAACCAACUGUUUUAGCAUUAUCAUUUGGUAAAGGAGAUCGUGAUAAUGCUGUUGUUGGAUCUUAUGUUAGAGAUAAUGGUAAAGUAUCAGAAUUCUUUAAAUCUGAUCAUAAUCCUAUUACUGAUAGAGAAAGUGAAGAUUUAUUCCAAGGUCAAUUAAAAGCUUUUAUUGAUAGAAGUCUUAAUGGGAAAUCUCCUGACGUUAUAGUAGUAAGUGGUUAUAAUGCUCAUACCAAGAAAUUAUUUGAUAUUAUCAACUCCUUUGUUCAAAUGUAUAGAAUUCAAGUUGAUGUUGAUGAUUUGAAAAAUGAUGUUCAAGAUCCUCCAUUGGUAAGAGUUAUUUAUGGACCUGAUGAAACUGCUAGAUUAUAUCAAAAUUCUCAAAGAGCCAAAAUUGAAUUCAGUGAUAAAGCUACUUUAGUUAAAUAUUGUAUUGGUUUAGCUCGUUAUGUUCAAAAUCCAAUAGUUGAAUAUGUUGCUUUAGGGGAUGAUAUUUUAUCAUUAACAUUUUCUGAAUUCCAAAAAUUAUUACCUAAUGAUUUAAUUUUAGAAACUUUCGAAACUUGUUUUGUUGAUAUCGUUAACAUGUUGGGAGUUGAAAUCAAUGAAGCUGUUAGAGAUGAAAGUAUUGGGAAAUUAUUACCUUUUGUUUCAGGUUUAGGACCUCGUAAAGCUUCAGGAUUAAUACGUAACAUUAAUUCCAAAUUAGGUUCAUCUUUAGCUACCAGAAGUGAAUUGAUUGAACAUGAAUUAUCAACAGCUAACAUUUUCCUCAAUUGUUCAUCAUUCCUUUAUAUUCCUUAUGAUGAGAAUAUUUCUGCUAAUGAUGGAUCAGUUGAAUUAUUGGAUGCUACCAGAAUUCAUCCUGAAGAUUAUGAUUUAGCUCGUAAAAUGGCUGCUGAUGCUUUAGAUCUUGAUGAAGAAGAUAUUGGUAGUAUUGAAGAACAAGGUGGAAUAAUUUAUCAAUUAAUGCAAGAUGGUGUUAAUAAAGUUGAUGAUUUGAAUUUAAAUGCUUAUGGUAAAGAAUUAGAAACUAAAUUCGGUAAAAAGAAAUAUGCUACUUUACAAAGUAUUAAAGAAGAAUUAGUUAAUAAUUAUGAAGAAUUAAGAAGAUCUUUCCAUGUUUUAGAUGUUCAAGAAACUUUUGAAAUGUUAUCAGGAGAAUCUACUAAAACUUUUGGUAGAAAUACCAUAGUACCAGUAACGGUUACAAGAGUUGGUAGAAAUCUUAAUGAUUUGAAUAAUAUGAAUGCUUCAACCAUUAAAUAUCUUAAAGUUACAACAUCUUCAUUAAUUCAAGGUAAUAUUGAAGAAUCUUUAAUUCCAAGAAAUGCCACUAUAAUUCAAGGUCAAGUUUUACAAGCUGUUGUUUUAGAAGUCCAAUAUGAACAAUUUUCUGCUACUUUUUCAAUUAUGGAACAAGAUAUUAGAAGAGCCUUACAACCAAAAGUUCAUAAAGAUGGUAGUAAAUGGGAUUUAGAAGCUGAAGAAAAUGAUAGACAAAAGGAAUUGUUUAAAGAAAAGGAAGCCAAUGCAAAAUCAAGAAAUUUCCAACAUCCUUUAUUCCAUAAUUUCAAUCAUAAACAAGCAGAAGAAUUCUUAGCUCCUAAGAGUUUAGGUGAUUGUGUUUUACGUCCUUCAUCAAAAGGUCCAGAAUAUUUAACUGUUACCUGGAAAGUAGCUACUAAUUUAUUCCAACAUCUUAUUAUUGAAGAAAAAGUUAUUGGUAGAAGAAAGAAAUUCUUAGUUGAAGGUAAAUCAUAUGAUGAUUUGGAUGAAUUAAUUGUCCAACAUGUUCAAGUAAUUGCUGCCAAAGUUAGAGAAAUGGUCCGUCAUCCAAAAUUCCGUGAAGGUGCUUUAACUGAAGUACAAGAAUGGUUACAUUCCUAUACUAAAGCUAAUCCUAAAACUAGUGCUUAUAUAUUUUGUUAUGAUCACAGAGCUCCAGGUUGGUUCUUAUUAUUAUUUAAAGUUAAUGUUAAUACUCCUAUUUCAACCUGGCAUGUUAAAACCGGGGUUGAUGGUUAUCAAUUAAAAGGAUUUGAUUAUCCAAAUAUGCUUCGUUUAUGUAAUGGGUUUAAACAACUUUAUAAAACUCAAACAAGAAAGGCCGCCGAUACUGCUAGAAAUGGUGGUCAACAAGUCAAUAAUAUGGCUUAUAGUAAUUAUGGUUACUAG